CUUUAUUUUGAAAGGAUUUGUCAUUAUUUUGACAUUCCCACCACGUUGAUUUGACUUCCUCCUUCAUGUGCGUUGCCUGAAGCUUUUUACCUUGCAGCGACACCCAGUGGCAAACAAUCGGGUCGUCUUUUGAAAAAUGUAGUUUUCUCCGAAAGUGAAGUACAUAACUAUGUCGAAACUUAGUUUGAUUUCGGUGCAUUGUAUGAAACGCACUUGAUUCACCUCAUUUUAAUGUUUAGGGCAAAUCACCUGAUAACAAAGCCUAUUUUGUAGCUUUCUCUUGUCCGACAUGCUCGCCAAAGUUUGGUCGACCUCGGAGCGCAGUUUUCGGCCUACGCUACUGUCGGUGACAAUGUGGUGGCAGGCUGCCUUCCCCAUAUCUGUGUCACCCUCAAUGGCUGCUGAUGAUUACAACCCUGUCUCCCUGCGACACAAGUCCAAGAAGAAGAGCCGAGGAGGCAAUGGUGCGAUGAGCAGGCGGCGGGUGUCAGUCAAAGAGCUGGGUCAGCCAGACCACCAGGGUUGGUUGUACAAGAAGAAAGAGAGCAAAGGCUUCCUGGGUAUGAAAUGGAAGAAGUUCUGGUUCGUCCUAAAGAAGACUGCAUUAUAUUGGUACACAAAUGCGCAGGCGGAGAAAGCCGAGGGCUACAUUGACCUCACCAACUUCAUGAUCGACCGAGCCAUCGAGUGCAAGAAGAAACAUGCAUUCAAAGCCUGCCACCCACAAGUCAUGAUGUUUUAUUUUGCUGCUGAGAACCAUGAAGAAAUGAACGUAUGGUUAAAUAAGCUCGGGCUUGCCUCCAUUCAUUAUGAGCCCACGGAACAAAACCCAGCAGCUGAAUGUUACAGUGAGGCUAGUGACCAUGAAGAAGCAGAAACCACAGACAUACCUCCGCCACCAUACUGUGAACAGACCCUGCGAGACUCCCUGGCACCAUCUGGUUCUCCUGGGAGUCCACAUCAAGGCACUCUUCCUCCACCGUACUCCUCGGCUGUCCCCAGUGAAGCAAACUGCUCGCAUUCCUCACCUCUCAGUACGAUGACAUCGCAGAGUUCGUCCGCCUCGUCUCUCUCCAAACAGCGUCAGUCUUGGUUGGACCUGGUCGCGCAGGUUUCUACUGCUCCCAUAGGCGAAGCGCCAGCGGUGCGCUCAGUCCAGGUGCACUUGCAUCAACCUCCGCCAGAGGAGGAGGAAGCGCCGGAGUGGUGGGCUCCUCUGGAGUUGGCUGGAACAGGGUCCGGUGAGGAAGGGGCGGCAAAGGAGGAUACUUCAGGUGUUGUGGAUCCAGGUGAUCACUGUAACAGCACUGACGAGAUGGAGAAGCUGUAUAUCCACCUAAAGGAGGCCAGCCUAUCGCCAAUAGGAGAUCGCAAACCAUCCACCAAACGGGAAUUCAGAGCCUCCUUUGUGAAACGCUGCAAAAACCACUCUGUUAAUGAGAAACUGCAUCUUAUCAGGACACUGAACAGCACAUUGAAGUCAAAACAGGCAGACCUACAGGCAUUAGAGCAGGUGCUGUCAGACCCUGAGCUGACCUCGGUCAGGUUCCGAGAGUGGAAGGAAUCCAAUGGGCCUUUGGUGCAAGAGAUCUGUGUCCCAAAUGACCAGCAGGUGGAGGCAGAGGCCUUCCAAGAUGGCGCUUCAGCCAUUGCUACUCCGGUGGCUGAGACCAGUUUAUAAAUGCUCCAUCUUAUGCUACUGACUUUGGGCGCUCUCUCUCUCUCUCUCUCUCUCUCUCUCUCUCUCUCUCUCUCUCUCUCUCUCUCUCUCACACACACACACGCACUCGCGCUCGCGCUCUGCUGUUGAAUUUUCAAAUGGGACUACUGUGGACUUGAAAGAUCUUCAACUAGAAAAUGGAUCUUCAAUGAAAACUGUUUUGUAUAUUCAGAAAUGGAAUCUGUGCAGCCAUUUUCUAACUCGUAGGUCACAUUACAAUGUGAAAUGCAUUCUAGUAUUAUUUUAGUAUUUGAUUUGUAAGAUUAGCAAACGUUGCAGGUGAUUGCUUUUACUUCUUUGUCGUUCGAGUUUCGUGUUGUAUGCUACAUUGCUUUUCACAUGGAAACACUUGGUCCUGUUUUGUUAUACGUUUGAUAUAUUUAGAUGGUGUCCGUACUGGAUAUGUUUUUAACAGCUUUCAGUCUCUUAUUGGUGCCAUGCACCUUCAAUGCCUGUUUCACCUUUUAAACAAACUAUUGAGAAGAAUCUCAUGAGCACGACAGUCUGCACGGACAGAGGAAUUGCCAUAAAUCAUGAGUGUUUUCACAUUUGUUUGAAAGAUUUUUGGAUGAUGUCAAGCAGAACUGUUUGUUCUACACUGUCAUUUAAAAGGCUGUUAUUACUUACAUAUUGACUUGUUUUCACUGCUGUAAAUUAAACCAAACCAAACAAAUGAAACGUGAAUACAGUAUUUUAAUCCCCACGGAACACUGGCAGUGGGAAACUUGGACCCUGCAUAGAACACUGGUGAACUACAAAUUUUAAUCAAAGCCUGCUGCAUGUGUCCCUCAGCAUAUAUUUGAUGCUUAUUAAAAAAUAUAUCUUUACCCUUUUUCCCGAGCACAUCAGGAGAAAGAGUGAGAGAUUAAGUUUGACCGAUAAAAUCUUGGGUAAUAGAUUUUACCAUGUGUUGUAAUAAACAUAUAUAUAAACAUAUGAAAACUUGAUGACCUCGAGAGAAAAAACAAGGAUUGAGAACCUGCAAAAUAUUCAUCAAGACAAUUUACUUGCAACUCUGAAAAUGCUAAAUUUGUAGACCAGUGCAAUUAUCACACAAAUCAUGUUGUGAAAUAGUGCAAGUCGCAAUCAAAAAUCAAUGACCUCGGAGUGCCCCAACCUUGGUCUAUCUCUCUCAAAAGCAAUGUCGGCUUUUGAGCCUCCUAAAAUUAAGACAUUGUUGGUGACUCUACAGUAUGUCUCUGGGUGACGUAUUUCAAUGUGUAUAAUGAAGCUCUCGAUGAUGAUGACCUCUUUUGUAACCAGGACAAUAAAACACGACUGUAAAAGUGAA
This is a messenger RNA of Hippocampus comes (tiger tail seahorse), 3011 nucleotides long. RefSeq names its product interaction protein for cytohesin exchange factors 1 (gene ipcef1). The record is from RefSeq and is a predicted model, not a curated record. Bases 290 to 1681 code for a protein of 463 amino acids. Lineage: Eukaryota; Metazoa; Chordata; Actinopteri; Syngnathiformes; Syngnathidae. The transcript is spliced from 11 exons.